AUGAAGGAACAUAGGAUGUCUUAUCUUUUUGUCCCUAACUCGUAUGCACGAGUUGCUGUUUGGAGAGUGCAAGUUCCCGCGCUUCUAUAGGAAUAAAUAGGGUAUCAGCUGAUUGGGAAUUCAAUGAAAAGGGCGAAGCGUGUGACGCGUAUAUGGUGUAUGUAUAACGGUAAACAAGCCCGCGCUAACUUCCGCGCAACGUCCACUGUGAAUUAUGAUCGCCGAGAGACGGCGCCACUUUCGGUAUUACAGAGUGGACCGCAGUCGCGCACGUGUAUCCGCCGAGUAAACGACGCCACGCGGUCAAAGCCGGUAUUGUUUGUGUGCGUGCAUUUCGUUUCUCUCUCUGCGUUAUUUCACACGUGUAUCGAGCGUGUUCGGGCACCGCGGUAUGAUCGCGUCGCUCAGUGCCGUUUCGACUGUUAACAAGAAAUUAUCUAACGAGCAGUAAUUUUCGAGAGCCGGAAGACGGGACACGAUGCCGGACAAAGUUGCACCGGCCGAGAAGCAGGUCUUGAAGAGCUUGAGAAUCACCGACAAUGACGACGAGACUGUGAAGCUGAAAAAAGAACUCGGACUGUGGGACGGUGUAGCGAUCAUCGUCGGCAUCAUCGUCGGUGCCGGGAUCUUCGUUUCGCCGAAGGGUGUUUUAAAGAACAGUGGAAGCGUGGGUCAGGCUCUGAUCGUCUGGAUCUUUUCUGGACUGUUGUCGCUCAUUGGCGCAUUAUGUUACGCGGAACUAGGUACUAUGAUUCCAAAAUCUGGAGGCGAUUACGCGUACAUAAGCGACGCUUUUGGACCUUUACCAGCGUUCCUGUACCUUUGGGUAGCAUUGUUCAUCCUAGUUCCAACCGGAAACGCAAUUACAGCCUUAACUUUCGCACAAUACAUUUUACAACCAGUCUGGCCAGGUUGCGUGCCCCCGUACGCAGCAGUUCGUUUACUCGCAGCUGUUAUUACCUGUAUAUUGACUGCCAUCAACUGUUACAACGUGAAAUGGGCCACCAGAGUGCAAGACAUCUUUACCGGGACUAAAAUCUUCGCGCUGUUGAUUAUCAUGAUCGCUGGACUCUGGUGGCUUUGCAUGGGCCACGCAGAGAAUUUCCGUCAUCCUAUGGACGGGACCAGCACACAACCUGGAUAUAUCGCUUUAGCCAUUUAUUCGGGAUUGUUUUCGUAUUCGGGCUGGAAUUACCUAAAUUUUGUUACCGAGGAAUUGCAAGACCCGUACAAGAAUCUUCCGAAGGCAAUUUGUAUAUCGUUACCCCUGGUGACCGUGAUUUAUGUCCUAGCGAACGUUGCCUACUUCGUGGUGUUAACGCAAGAUGAAAUUCUUUCAUCGGACGCUGUCGCUGUCACUUUCGGCGACAAAUUAUUGGGCGUGAUGUCGUGGAUAAUGCCAUUCUUCGUGGCCUGUUCGACGUUUGGUGCGCUCAACGGUGCGAUUUUCGCAUCGUCGCGAUUGUUUUUCGUAGGUGCGCGCAACGGCCACUUACCAUCCGCAAUUUCCCUCAUCAAUGUUCGAAACUUGACACCGAUGCCGUCGCUCAUCUUCCUCUGCAUUAUCACCCUGGCACUUCUGAUCAUAGAGGAUGUCUAUGUGCUAAUCAAUUAUGUCAGCUUCGUUGAGGCACUAUUCACCACGCUCUCCGUGUCUGGUCUCCUCUGGCUUCGCUACAAAAGUCCCGAUCGCGAACGACCAAUAAAGGUCUCGAUCGUCUUACCUAUUAUAUUUUUUAUAAUAUGUGCUUUUCUGGUAACGCUUCCCUGCUACGUAUCGCCAUGGGAGGUUGGCGUGGGAGUGAUAAUUAUUUUAUCUGGCUUUCCUGUAUACUGGAUCUUUAUUCACUGGAAAAGGAAACCUAAAUGGCUCGUAAGGACGUCUCAUGAUUUUAACAUGAUGUGCGCGAAACUAUUCAUGUGCGUGCAAGAAGAGAAAAAUGAUUGAUAACGAAAUGCCAUAUGCCAAUGUACAUUUUUAUACGAAAUUUGCAUAGUAUGAAUGUGUGCUGCGUUCGGUCCAUCGACUCGAUUGCUUGUAAAUUCUAAUGCCAGACGAUAAUUACACUUUAUCGUUGAGAAAAGUAAUCAUCUGGUCUCGACUGAGCUGGCUACAACAUUCCAAUGAAAUCUGUUGCUGCUUCACGCGGAAUGUAGAAACGAACGAAUCAUGCGACGGUAAGUGAACCGCAUUUUUAUACACGAUCUAUCUACACUGAGAAUUAAAAGUAUUUCUAUAGUUCCGCUCAUUCGUAAAUUUUAAUAAAAAGAUUUGUGCACAUUUCUGGAAACGUCUAAAAUAAAUUUUAUAUAAAAUGAACUCGCAUAUUUAUGUUAAUUAAUAGUAAAUUUAAAUACUGCUUGUUUCGGGAAAUAACAUUUAUUUCUUAAUUGAAAAGAUUUUUUUCCAAAUAAAAAAAAAGUAUACAAAUACUUAUUGGAAUUGGAAUUUUUAUGAACGGGAAUAAAUUGAACAUCUUCAGCUAUAAUCGACGCGACACAUUUAUUCGAAACAUUUUUAGAAACGUGUACAAAUUGUUUGUUGUAUGAAAAUUUAUUAACAAACGGAGCUAUACAAAUCUCAGAAUUUAUUUGCGCGAAUACUUUUUACACUCGCUCUAUAUCGCGUACAACCAGUAACGAGUAAAUCUACAUACAAGUAUACUAAAGUGUACAGAAAUUGUUCGUGUCAUACGUGUUUCGUUGGUGCUCUAUUGCAAACAUAAACAGUCCUAUAAUAGCAUGCAUCCUUACUUUGGUAUUUCAUACUAUGUUAUGUAUAUGUAGAUGGAUGUUUGUGGAUUUGUAUGUCCGACUGUAUGUAAAAUUUACAUUGACCGUGUCAAUUACCAGAGCCUUCUAUCAUAUACAAUAAUUUUCUACUAAUUUUUAGUCGUGAGAAUUGUGUAGAAUAAUUACAAGAUAUCGUCUACAUUUAAUUCUAUAAAAAUUACCUCUUAAUUCCUAUCAGAUUGUGUUCAUCGAAUCUUUAUAGCCAAUAAGGUUGUCUCUAAACUAUAAUAUAAAUAUAACCGAAUAAUGAAAUUCUUAAGGAGGCACAAAAAGGUCUUAACAAAAUACCUAAACUUCCUUUGUCUCUUUUCACGAGUUGUAUGGAUUAGCCAAAUAUGUUUUAAAUAAGUAUUAUGGUUGUAAUUAAUCGGUAAUGAGCAAAAUUAAUAACGCACACAGAGCUAUUUAAAUCGUAAUGAUACUUUUAGGAAACUUUUAUGCACGAUUAUCUUAAUUUUAUUUGUUUAUGAAUAAUUGUGUUUGAUAAUGGUAAUUAUAGCGAUGACAAAUUGAUCAAUUGAACGCACAUAAUAUUGUAAUAUAAAAAUGUAGUCCUACAUAUUUAUGCUAUUUAAUUGUAUAUACAAUACGAGCAAUUAUCAAUUAUUUAUCACAAUUUAUGUAUCGAUAGAUUGCUUUGUUUUAUAGCUAAUUACUACCGACAUCGUUGACAAACUACUAAUAGUAAUUUGUAUAUCCCUUUUAUCUGCCAUAUUUUUAUUUUAAAUUAUAUUUAUCGGUAAAUUAUUUAUAGAAUAUCCAAGUGAGAAAUAAUAGAAUUGUAUUGUUCGAUAUUUCACAGAAAUCUGACCUUUGUGAGAAAACAUUUUUCUCUCAUUUUAAAGUAUAAGGAAAAAUAUUCUUUGUUCGUUUGCGAAAUUCAUUUAGUUCGCAAUUUUAUUUUUCUUACUGUAUGACAUAUCUGGUCAAAUUGUGCAUUUAAAAAUAGGAAAACGAAAUAGUGUCUUACAUAUUGUAUUAAGAGAUAAUUAAUAUUUUAUACAACGUAAACAAGUAGUGUCAAGUUGUAAUAUUUUAUAUUGUGUAUAACUACGUUGAAUAUUUCUAGCUGUAUAUUGUUAAAUUCGUAUCAUCGCAAUGCUUGCAUUUAAUUUGGACAAUAACUAAUAAUUAAUGGAAUAUUUGAUUGGUUUAAUAGCAUUAAAAAACCAUUAGUCUUACUCUGGAUUAUCUUUUGUAUUAACAUCGAG
Molecule: messenger RNA, 4004 nt
Organism: Colletes gigas
Lineage: Eukaryota; Metazoa; Arthropoda; Insecta; Hymenoptera; Colletidae
Gene: mnd
Product: Y+L amino acid transporter 2
Exons: 9
Coding region: 479-1948 (489 amino acids)
Biological process (GO): amino acid transmembrane transport
Cellular component (GO): membrane
Molecular function (GO): L-amino acid transmembrane transporter activity
Source: RefSeq, a predicted model, not a curated record